CCUCGGUACAUGAGAGGGGGCGGCUAGAUUAAGAUUCAUUUUGCAUGCAUAAUGCAGGCUCCGUCGAGAAGUGUUGCAAGCUAAAUUAACCUACUGUUGUUAACUGGCAAUGCAGCGACCGGUCACAGUACGUGGCCAGCACAGUCAUCGUACUGUGCAUCGUAGCCCUGGCGCUGGGCUACAUUUUCAUGACGACAGAACGCCCGACAUCCACGGCCAUCCCGACAGCGGGGACUACUCCAGCACAGCUGAAGACAACCACCUCGACUACCACGAGAGCUCCAGCCAUUACAGGUCUGCUGUCCUUGGAAAAGAUUCAAGAUAAGUUGAAAGACAAGUUCAUGACUGCAAUACAGUGGCAAGAGAACCAGGAGUUCAGUUACUUCGAAGCUGUGGCAAAGAAUCCACAGUGGAAAGUCUCUUCUUUCCAUGCAAUAACGGAAGUGAAUCUGACCAAACAAAGCGCACAGAAAGUUAAGGAAGAACUGAUUGAGGAGCGGAAGGCUUAG
Messenger RNA from Dermacentor silvarum, 509 nucleotides. RefSeq lists its product as uncharacterized. The record is from RefSeq and is a predicted model, not a curated record. The coding region runs from base 189 to 509 and encodes 106 amino acids. The transcript is spliced from 4 exons. Lineage: Eukaryota; Metazoa; Arthropoda; Arachnida; Ixodida; Ixodidae.